Molecule: messenger RNA, 546 nt
Organism: Spodoptera exigua (beet armyworm)
Lineage: Eukaryota; Metazoa; Arthropoda; Insecta; Lepidoptera; Noctuidae
Source: the annotation of a GenBank genome assembly
AUGGCUUCUGAAAAAGAUCCACUAGUUAGCGAAAGAUCGGGAACCGUACGAGAAGUUGGCAAUCAUGCAAUUUGGAGUUUAUCAUCUUGUAAACCAGGAUUUGGUAUAGAUCAGUUGAGAGAUGACUGCAUGGAAACUUAUUGGCAGUCUGACGGUCAGCUACCUCACUUGGUGAACAUUCAGUUUCAAAGGAAAACAAUGGUCUCCCAUAUCUACAUAUACACAGAUUACAAGCUUGAUGAAAGCUAUACGCCUAGCCGAAUAUCCAUACGAGCAGGAACACAUUUCAAUGAUUUGCAAGAAAUUGAAGUGAUUGAGCUAAUUGAACCUAGUGGUUGGGAAAUGAUACCAAUUAAGGAUAUUCACGACAGGCCAAUAAGAACCUACAUGAUACAAAUAGCUGUACUCAGUAACCAUCAAAAUGGAAGAGACACACAUAUGCGGCAGAUAAAAAUUCAUUCACCUUGUGAACCGACAUCAUUUGAUAUUAACAAGUUCAGAAAUUUCUCUACAGUACAGUUUCAACAAUAUGCUACUAUACGCUAG